Messenger RNA from Neodiprion fabricii, 1745 nucleotides. RefSeq names its product GMP reductase 1-like. Gene Ontology annotation, molecular function: GMP reductase activity. Gene Ontology annotation, cellular component: GMP reductase complex. Gene Ontology annotation, biological process: nucleotide metabolic process. NCBI's taxonomy places the organism in Eukaryota, Metazoa, Arthropoda, Insecta, Hymenoptera, Diprionidae. The record is from RefSeq and is a predicted model, not a curated record. The transcript is spliced from 6 exons. Bases 118 to 1164 code for a protein of 348 amino acids.
CGGCUGCUGCUUCAGUCCGCAAAGCAGCUUGACAGAGUUCGGGGAGACCGAAGUACGUCGUCUGCUUCGGAAUUGAUAGCACUGUUAGAAUUUAAAAAAAUUAUACUCCUAUACAAUAUGCCGAACAUAAUAAACGACAUAAAACUGGACUUUAAAGAUGUAUUGUUGCGUCCAAAAAGAAGCACACUCAAAAGCAGAUCGGACGUUGAUCUUUACAGAGAGAUGAAAUUUCGAAAUUCUAAACGCACGUAUAAGGGCAUUCCCGUGAUGGCAUCUAAUAUGGAUACCAUUGGGACUUUUGAGAUGGCCAAAGCGCUGUCACAGCACGGAAUAUUUACAACUGUUCACAAAUACUACACAGCCGAGGAAUGGAAAGAUUUUGCAGCUCGUAAUCCAGGUUGUAUUAAUAACAUCGCUGUUAGUUCAGGAACAGGGCAAGAAGACUUUGAGCGGCUCUCAAGUAUCGUAAAUUCCGUCCCAGAAAUUUCUUUCAUUUGCUUAGAUGUUGCUAAUGGGUAUUCUCAGCACUUUGUUGAGUUUGUGAGGAAAGUCCGAUUCGCCUAUCCAAAUCACACAAUAAUUGCUGGCAAUGUUGUAACUGGAGAAAUGGUGGAAGAGUUAAUACUCUCGGGGGCUGACGUGAUCAAAGUGGGAAUUGGGCCAGGCUCAGUGUGUACAACACGUAUGAAAACCGGAGUUGGUUAUCCCCAAUUAAGUGCAGUUAUCGAGUGUGCAGAUGCAGCCCAUGGUUUGAACGGGCAUAUCAUUUCUGACGGCGGAUGCACUUGCCCGGGAGAUUUGGCCAAAGCCUUUGGCGCCGGUGCCGAUUUUGUAAUGGCCGGUGGAAUGUUCGCAGGACAUGAUCAAUGCGGUGGGGAGACGAUCGAGAAGGAAGGGAAACGUUUCAAGCUCUUCUACGGCAUGGCUUCCUCUACCGCGAUGCAAAAACACGCUGGUGGAGUGGCGGAGUACAGAUCAUCGGAGGGCAAGACCGUCGAAAUUCCGUACAGAGGAGACGUAGAAAAAACUGUGUUGGACAUUUUGGGAGGACUACGAUCGGCAUGCACUUACACCGGAGCAGCUCGUCUGCAAGAACUUCCCCGAAGAGCAACGUUUAUACGUUGUACUCAGCAAUUGAACACCGUUUACGGUCCACCGAAUUGAAUUCUAGCGAAAAUUAUUACCAAAUUGCAAAAAAUACUUGUUAUAAUAUAUAUAUAUAUAUAUAAAAUAAUAUAUAUACGGUGUAUUAAUUCUUGUAUAACAACAUAGUAGUCAAAAAUUUUAAUUGUUUGCUGGCAAAUGAUAUAUUUGUAUUAUAAAGUUAAUAUAUAACGCGGCCUAAUCUUUUCAUGCGUCCCUUGAUGCAAAGAGAGAGGGAGAGAGGUCGAUUUUUAUUUAUUUACAAUCGAAUGCACAAUAAUAAGACUGCAUAAUUUUGAAUUUCAUCCGAAAUAUGUUGAGUUUUCAAAAAUUAAACGCAAUCAUUCGCAUCCAUGCACGCAUCGCACAACCGCUAUAUUUAGAUUUUCAAUUCAAAGUACAUACUUUUACUUUCGCCAAUAUCCCUGAAUCCAUAGUUUAUUUUUCUUCAUUAAAAUGUUUAAAUAAUGUCAAUUGGCAUCCAAUGAGUGAUGUCUGCUGUUCAUCGAAACAAAUGGGUACCAUCUAAUGUCUGUAAAGCUACAAUAUUAUAACUAACAUAAUUCUCUUGACGUGUACGAAUAAAAUACGAAUCACUGUAA